Molecule: messenger RNA, 2138 nt
Organism: Aureobasidium subglaciale EXF-2481
Lineage: Eukaryota; Fungi; Ascomycota; Dothideomycetes; Dothideales; Saccotheciaceae
Exons: 5
Coding region: 31-2034 (667 amino acids)
Biological process (GO): DNA-templated transcription; regulation of DNA-templated transcription
Molecular function (GO): DNA binding; zinc ion binding; DNA-binding transcription factor activity, RNA polymerase II-specific
Source: RefSeq, a predicted model, not a curated record
GAAGAAUUGAUACGCAUUGAACCGUCCUCGAUGUCUGGCCCCGAAACACCGCGCUCGUUCCUGCAGAAAGCCUGUGAGAACUGUCGCCUCAGGAAGAUCAAAUGUGACAAGCAAAUUCCUUGCGCUAGUUGCCAGACAUUGGGUAUCUCUUGUCAAGCUGCUGCCACGCGUGCUGCAGAGCAUAGACCCCGCAUUGUCGUGACUAGCCAGUAUGAACGACAAAUUGCCUUAAUCCAAGAACGACUUCAAGGGAUUGAGAACAGUCUGAGGCAAUUGUCGCAUGGCUCUGGAGCUUCGACUCCGAGACUUGGAUCUCACGGGACAGAGCCUGUGAACGGCGCCGCUCAAUCGGACAAGUCUAUCACGAUUUACGAGGGAGAGUCAUCUUUCGGCAAUUCGACUAUCCAGGCAGGUCAACUUGCUGAUGUCACCGCGACGGUGGCCGACGGACCGGCAUCGACCGAGUUGUUCGGUGCGCUGUCAUUACUCAAGGACAGUUUGAAGCGACAUGAAGCCUUGUCGCGGACUCACGAAACUCACCUCAAUACAAGGGUGAAGCCUAGUGCUGUGGUGCAAUACGAGCUUCCACCGGCUCCGCUGGUCAUCGCCCUGAUAAACAGAGCCAAAGCGCAUCCAUCCUUGUCUUUGGUUGCAUUCUCGUAUCGAGGAGUGUCACAGCUGGAAGCAUUAUGUCAAAAAGCCUACUUUCCUCUGGAACCACCAUCAGCAGGAUCUAUGAUAUUCUUUUACGGCUUCCUGUACUUGGUGAUAAGAGAUUACUGGAGUCAACAAGAUCCGAUACUCGAAGGAUACGACGCACAGUCAAUUAUUGAUCUCUGCGAGACAAGGUUUUGUGCUGGACUUGAGAGGUUCGAGACUUUGACAGUGCCUGUGCUACCACAUAUACAAGCACUCAUGAUUGGCGCUAUCAAGGCUCAGGAAGAAUGCAAAUUGUCUCUCUCGUGGACAUUUAUGUCAGCUGCGGCCACAAUGUGCCAUACACUCGGCUUCCACCGCAAGUCCUCGCUGAUCCACGAAGACCCAGAAACCGCAGAUGUCAAGCGCCACCUGUUCUGGCAGCUUUACAUGCUCGACAAGAAUCUUUCCCUGAACUUGGGACGUGGUUCCAACUUCCCAGAUUCGGAUAUCGAUGCUGAAUUUUUUGCUCCGUCAUCUAAUCCUGCACAACGACCUUGGGACUUGAUGUCUCUUGCAACAAUCUUGUUUGCAAAACUUCAGGGACAAGUCUACGAUAGACUUUAUUCGGCUUCAGCUAUCAACUCAUCAGUAGAGGCCCGCACUCGUGCCAUUGACGAGUUGUCGUAUGAAAUCAACGCUCUUCGGAAUCAGCUUCUUUCUAUUGACUUUACCGGCGCCUACUACCAAGAACGCCUUUUAGGAAUGGCUCAAGCCGCCGACUUUGUCUGCUAUUCCGUACUCACAAUCAUCUACCGCGCCCAACCACUCACAAGCAGCACAACCGAGAUCAGUCCCAAAUGCUACGAAGCCGCAAGACUGGCCCUCGACAACCAUCUCCGCUGUUUCGCAAACUUCAGCAAUCGAUCUGUGGACCAACAGGCUGAAUACGUGAACUGGAUUUUGCUUUACCCAUCUUUCACACCGUUCACGGUGGUCUUCAUUCAUGCUAUUGCUACCACUGAUACGGAGGAGUUGCAGCUCUUGCAGGAGACUGUGCGCAGUCUUGAGCAUGUCAGUGUACUUUCACCGGCAGCUCGUCGUCUGCAUGAUGUUUGCGCCGCUUUUGGGAAAGUGGCUGCUGCUUUUAUUACUUCUCAACGAACGCUCAGUGGCUGGCAUUGUCGCAACGAUGGAACACUAUCACUGCCAUCAGCGGAGACAAACUACCAACCCGAUAUGGCUGCUUCAAUCACGGAUCAAGGACAAGAUCAGGACGCGUUAUCAGCUUUUCUGUGCUCUUUGGCUGGGCAAAAUCGACCGUUGACGGAUUUCUUGCAUAUGGAUCUAUUGGAUGCUGAGUUUGGGAUGGGAGAGUUAUUUCCGACUUCGCAAUGAGGAACAGAUUGAAGUUUUGAACAAACGAGGUGGUAUCGCGUAUCUGUAAUAUAAAGAGCCAAUCGCAGUAUACAUUUGGGAUGCAUACACGAUCAGCAAGUUCA